Anopheles funestus (African malaria mosquito) is the source of this 2125-nucleotide messenger RNA. RefSeq names its product DNA damage-regulated autophagy modulator protein 1. The coding region runs from base 518 to 1303 and encodes 261 amino acids. The record is from RefSeq and is a predicted model, not a curated record. The transcript is spliced from 4 exons. Lineage: Eukaryota; Metazoa; Arthropoda; Insecta; Diptera; Culicidae.
ACGUCAAAACCGGAAAGAGAUAGGAGAUAGCGUUUUUUCAUCAAAACAAAUGCAGCAACAAGGGGACAGUCUCAUCACAACGUAGAGAAGUGGCGGUUAGCUUGUUGUUUUGCAAAUAACCGUUGUUUAGUUUGUUGCGAUAGAAAAAAAGCAGCAUUACACAAGUAAACGAAAACAGACAGUUUGGUGUGCCGUCGAGGAUCGACGGCAGUCGGUGAAUCCCCGCAAAAACUACGAUGCGCAGGCUAGCGUAACGCGCUAAUUGCCAUUUGUCGGUCUGCGAAGAAGAACUGCAUGAGUCAGCUAACGCACACACGCUGAUGGCAAAGUGCAUACGGCAUUAAUACGACCGUUUUGGGUUUUUUCUUCCGUUUUGUAUCGAUUGUCUUCGUUUUUUGGUGGCGUGUUUCCGACGCAGAAACGUUCGCGAGUUGCAACCCUGCUGGGUGUUCCCAGUUUCCUUCCCCCUCCCGGGUUUAGUUCUUCCUGGUGAAUCGUGUUCGAAGAAAAGAGCACCAUGUCGAAGCUGUACUUACUUCCAAUCACAGUGUUUUUGCUGUUUAAUUUCACCUUCAUCGGCACGUACAUUGCCGCAGUGCUACAGGGCCAUGUCGUACCGACCGUACCGUACAUCAGUGAUGCGGCCACCUACUCACCGGAAAGCUGCGUAUUUGGCCAGUUCAUCAACAUAGGCUGUGUGCUGCUCGGCAUUACAAUCUACGUCCGCUAUCGACAGAUACAGGAACUUUCGUAUCGUCACAGUGACGUCCGGCAGGCGCUUGGUCGCUGCAGUGGCAUCUCCUUCUGGAUCGGUAUCGGCUCCUGUCUGGGCAUCAGCAUUGUCGGUAACUUCCAGGAGACAAACGUGCGGAUCGUCCACUAUGUCGGUGCGUUUCUCAGCUUCGGGCUCGGUACGAUCUACUUCUGGAUACAGUCGUACAUCUCCUACUACAUCCAGCCGUACAUGGGCACGAUGCAGAAAGCAAACCUCCGCAUGGCACUGUCCGUCGUCUGUACCAUCUUCUUCAUGAUUGUCGCUGUGACGGGUGUCAUCUCACAUAUCCUGUUCCGUGGUACGGAUCCGCGCAAAUGGUACCCAUCGGACGGUGGCUGGGAGUAUCAUGUGGCCAGCUCGAUCUCCGAAUGGAUUGUGGCGACCGCUUUCUGUUUCUACGUGCUAACGUUUACGGACGAGUUCCGUACAAUGCAGUUCGACCAUCCGCCGUUGAUACUGCUUGAAAUCGAUUCAUCUCGUACGUACGAACCGGUGAUUAGCGAUACACCGGUAGCCGUUAUCUCGUGAUUUGAAUCGCUGCACGAAGACGGUGAGCACGAUGGCAACGGGCAAUCCAUCGCGCGAGCAUCAACACACAGCCUUAGCCGAACCGUACCCGAUCAUGAGGAUGGACAGGAGGGCGAUUACGAUGCUUACCAACAUCACCGCCCGGUACGAUCGUUCAGUGAAACGGAUCUGAAGCUACUGUGCCGUCGCUGCUCGGAACCCGUUUCGCUCAGCGGCCGGAAACGUUCACCGGUGCGGAACGGUCGGGAAGCUUUCCCACUACGCCAAAGUACGCGGACGGCGACGACAGCCGGUCUUAUUGUGCGCCACGCGAGGGCUUCCGGACGGCAGAGCGCUCGUCCAAACACGUCCACGGGCGGGAAGUUUGGUUCGCUUACGCUGUCGCUGAUGCUCGUUGCACUGAUGGAAGCUUUGCACUCCCUAACCCUUUACUUUAGUGACAGCUUGCGUCAGAGCUACAUAUGAUUGCACGUUGCAGUCAUUUUUAUCGAUUUUCCCGAAUUAUUUGUAAAAGAAUUAUCGUUUUUUCUUCUUCUUCUUUUUUGUUAAAUAUUAUAAAUCAGUAGGUUAAAUAUUUGAUACAUUAUCAUAUUGUUUUGCAGGAAUUUGAUGAGUCCAUUUUGUUACAUCUUGACAACACGUUCUUUGUAUUAUAUAUCGCACGUGCAAAAAGCUUUAAGUUAGACAGAUAAAGGUGUAUGGAACUAUUGAAAUUGAGGAUAUCGGUUAAACUGUAACUGUGAACUGUGGUAUAGCAAGUAGCAAGCGGAAGAAUUAUGCAUCAAUUUACAAAAUAAACAGUACCCUGGCAUGAAACAAAAA